This is a messenger RNA of Peromyscus eremicus (cactus mouse), 1186 nucleotides long. It is a transcript of the gene Mrps2, whose product is annotated as mitochondrial ribosomal protein S2. Gene Ontology annotation, biological process: translation. Gene Ontology annotation, molecular function: structural constituent of ribosome. The record is from RefSeq and is a predicted model, not a curated record. The transcript has 4 exons. NCBI's taxonomy places the organism in Eukaryota, Metazoa, Chordata, Mammalia, Rodentia, Cricetidae. Bases 53 to 928 code for a protein of 291 amino acids. Gene Ontology annotation, cellular component: ribosome; mitochondrial small ribosomal subunit.
CACUCUGUUCGGCAGGAAGAGUCUCUGCGGCAUCUCUGUCCACGCGCCAGCUAUGGCGCCUGCUCCGGCCGUGCUGACCCGGCUGCUGUGUGCAGGUGUGUGGCGUCGGCCAGGUUUCCUGCAGAAGGCGGCCCCGGGCCUGGCCGGGCUGAAUGGUAGAAUGGUGAUGGGAGCCCAAGUCCCCGUGGUCAACGAGCCCCAGGACGGCGACGAUCCCCAGAGCAGGAUCCUAGAUGUGCCACUGCAGCAUUCGGACUUCUUCAAUGUCAAGGAGCUGUUUUCCGUGAAGAGCCUCUUCGACGCCCGAGUACACCUGGGCCAUAAAGCUGGUUGCCGUCAUAGGUUUAUGGAGCCAUACAUCUUUGGUAACCGCCUGGGCCAAGACAUCAUCGACUUGGAGCAGACAGCCUCGAAUCUACAGCUGGCCUUGAACUUCACGGCCCACGUGGCCUACCGCAAGGGCAUCAUCCUGUUUGUGAGCCGGAACCGGCAGUUCUGUCACUUGAUUGAGAAGACAGCCCAGGACUGUGGGGAGUAUGCCCACACCCGCUACUUCAAGGGUGGUUUGCUGACUAAUGCACACCUCCUCUUUGGGCCCUCAGUCCGCCUGCCGGACCUCAUCAUUUUCCUGCACACGCUCAACAAUGUCUUUGAACCCCAUGUGGCUAUGAGGGAUGCUGCCAAGAUGAACAUCCCCACAGUGGGCAUUGUGGACACCAACUGCAACCCAUGCCUCAUCACUUACCCUGUCCCUGGCAAUGAUGACUCCCCUCAAGCUAUCCAUCUCUUCUGCAAGCUCUUCCGGACAACCAUCAACCGAGCCAAGGAGAAGAGGAGACAGAUGGAGGCACUGCAUCGGCUGCAGAGUUCCAAGGGGUCUGAGGGCAGUGGGACGUCUUCUGUACCUGAUCAGAGCCAUUCCCCAUGACAGGAACCCCUGCUCCCACAGUAGAUAGCCAGGCCUAUUCUGAGCAGGAAGCUCCUUAUCCAGCCCUGGCCCAUUCCCCAUCUUUAGCGUCAGAGUCCUAUAUUUCCAAGAUUUGGCCACCCCAGAGUCCUGAAUUAAACCUUGUCUGCCUCUUUUCUGGGAACAAACACAAGUAAAAUAUAUCCACAUGGCCUCUGGCAUCCAUUAAGAUUUGGACAUAGCUAGCCAAGUAAAAGGCACUGUUUCUUUUGUCAGGAA